Messenger RNA from Nanorana parkeri, 1865 nucleotides. RefSeq names its product SMAD family member 6 (gene SMAD6). Gene Ontology annotation, molecular function: transcription regulator inhibitor activity; I-SMAD binding. The transcript is spliced from 6 exons. Gene Ontology annotation, cellular component: heteromeric SMAD protein complex. Lineage: Eukaryota; Metazoa; Chordata; Amphibia; Anura; Dicroglossidae. The record is from RefSeq and is a predicted model, not a curated record. Gene Ontology annotation, biological process: BMP signaling pathway; SMAD protein signal transduction; anatomical structure morphogenesis. The coding region runs from base 1 to 1428 and encodes 475 amino acids.
AUGGCAGGCGUAGGGUUUGCGUUGGCAGUUGUAGGGUUUGCAGAGGCAGUUGUAGGGUUUGCAGUAGCAGUUAUAGAGUUUGCUGUGGCAAUUGUAGGGUUUGCGGUGGCAGUUGUGGAGUUUGCUGUGGCAGCUGUAGGGUUUGCAGAGGCAGUUGUAGGGUUUGCAGUGGCAGUUGUAGAGUUUGCGGUGGCAGUUGUAGGGUUUGCGGUGGCAGUUGUAGGGUUUGCGAUGGCAGUUGUGGAGUUUGCUGUGGCAGCUUGCGGGGUUCUGAUCACUGUGCACCGACCAUCCCGGGCAAGCAUCUCCUCCCUGCAGCAUCUGUGGUCCUCAGGAUGCCGGCUGUGUGCUGCAUCGGGCGACAUCUCCAGCCUCCCCCGGCCAUGUGACAGCUCCGGAGCCUCCGAAGAGGGGCUUUCAUCUGCAGCCAGGCGUGUGCGAGAUGUGACCCGGGGCGGCCGGCUCUCUGCUGUUCUGUGUGCGGAGCCCCCCCCCAUCACCGCCGUCCGGGCAUCGGCACCGCAGCAAGGCCUGUGUGCCCUGCUGGAGGCGGUGGAGUCCAGGGGGGCAGCGCCUGGGGGCUGCGUGCUGGUCACCCGGAGCGGGCCCCCUCCUCACCUGCUGCUCUGUAGACUCUUCCGCUGGCCAGAGCUGCAGCAUCCCGGGCAACUGAAAGCCCUGAGCGGGUGUCAGGGAGCCGGAGGAGCCGACAGCAACAGCAUGUGCUGCAACCCUUACCACUAUAGCAGGUUAUGUGGCCCGGAGUCUCCUCCUCCCCCAUAUUCUCGUCUCUCUCCACAAUAUGAGCAAAAACCUCUGGAUCUCUCCGAUUCAUACACUGAAAUGGAUGCCUCCAGUUCACUCUGUAUAUCUGCUGGUGAUGUGCCAGAUACCAGCCUGUCCUUGGACUCUAGCAAGCAGGGCCACUGGUGCAGUGUAGCCUACUGGGAGCACAGGACCCGUGUUGGGCGCCUUUAUGCAGUGUGCCAGCCUUCAGUAAGCAUCUUCUAUGACCUACCUCAAGGGAGUGGCUUCUGCCUGGGCCAGCUAAGUCUGGAGAACCGGAGUGAGGCCGCAGUCAGGACACGGGAGAAGAUUGGACUUGGGAUUGUGCUAAGCAAGGAGCCAGAUGGGGUGUGGGCUUAUAACCGCAGCGACCAUCCCAUCUUUGUCAACUCUCCAACGCUGGAUGGCCCCACCUGUCGCUCACUUGUCGUGCGCAAGGUGAUGCCCGGCUACUCUCUCAAAGUUUUUGACUUUAAAAAGUCCUGCAUCUUGCAGCAUCUCUCGGCGCACCCGGAAUACACAGAUGGACCUUAUGAUCCCCACAGCAUACGCAUCAGUUUUGCCAAGGGUUGGGGACCUUGCUACUCAAGACAGAUGAUCACUUCCUGCCCCUGCUGGCUGGAGGUCUUACUUGGACGAUAGCAACCGGUCUUUGCAUCCCUGUCCUCCAACUGUUGUAUAAAUAUAGAAGGAUGUGUACCACUCUGAGCAGACACAUGAGCUGGUAAGGUCCCUUGGUAAAGCCCUGUUUUUACCCUUCUGUGAGCACAGCUUGGCAUCUUCCACCCCUGUGCCCUAGGAAGGGGUUUUCCAGCAAACCGUACGAUCGAUGAAAGCUGUGGAAUAAUAGGGAGGGCCAUGACCUACUGUAAUCUAACUUUCACCCUUGUGUCCCCAUGCUAAUGGCUGUAGCUGUCAAUUUUAUCCCGCAGUGAGAAUGUAAUAUUUUUGCAUAUUUUAAUACCACAACCGACCACCAGUAUACAGCCUCGGUGCUGCGCAGCUACUCACAGGGUUAUAACAUGAAACCACCCCUAUACUCGUAAAACGGAGACCCAAAAUAUCACAUGACAAAAACA